AUGGCUUCGCACCCCCACCAUCACCCAUCCUCCCACAGCGGCUACCAGCACUUCUGCCGCUCCGACCCCUUCUUGUCCCAGCUCAUGGGCUUCUCCUACUCCACCUUCAAGGUGGGGCCCAUCACCCUGGAGCCCACAGACGACGGCAUGGCCGGGGUGGCCACCGUCCUCAUCCAGCUGCCGGGGGGCAUCCUGGCCCCUAAUCGCACCUGCCUGGGGUCCGCCCUGGUCACACUACGGCAAAACCUCCAGGAGUACUGUGGUCACGGCAUUUGA
This is a messenger RNA of Oncorhynchus tshawytscha (Chinook salmon), 276 nucleotides long. Its product is annotated as multiple epidermal growth factor-like domains protein 8. The transcript has a single exon. Bases 1 to 276 code for a protein of 91 amino acids. The record is from RefSeq and is a predicted model, not a curated record. Lineage: Eukaryota; Metazoa; Chordata; Actinopteri; Salmoniformes; Salmonidae.